Humulus lupulus (European hop) is the source of this 482-nucleotide messenger RNA. RefSeq lists its product as uncharacterized. The record is from RefSeq and is a predicted model, not a curated record. The coding region runs from base 23 to 394 and encodes 123 amino acids. NCBI's taxonomy places the organism in Eukaryota, Viridiplantae, Streptophyta, Magnoliopsida, Rosales, Cannabaceae. The transcript is spliced from 2 exons.
CCAACCAUUUGCCGAUCACAUCAUGAAUCGCAUCCAUGUUAGCCUUCAGUUUAUGGUGAGAGAAUUUUGCAGAGUUAAGGGAAUAAACUCAGUCGUCUCCAUUCCAGUGGACCCAACAUUCAUGAAUCGCGAGUCAAUAUUCCUAACUUCAGAGGAUGUGGAACAAGUUGCUACCUUGCAUAUGAUUGGAGGCUCAGCAAUGAUAUUCGGAUUAAGAUGCAUUUGGGAGUCCCUAUUUCCAAAUCAGCGUGUCUAUUACAAGUUUUAUGACAUUGAACGUCUUAACAUUAAUAAUGUUAACGAUGUAGAGCGAUCAACCAUUGACUUGGCGAAUUGGUUGAUGACCAUGGAUAGAGUUGGUCAACUUUACUUUAUACCUUGGAACAUACGGUAAGAAAUAGUGUAAAAUUUUCUUAUUUGAUUAGUCAUAUAUUAAAAAUUUAAUUAUUUUACUUAACAUACGCUUCUUAUUUUAGGGAACA